UCUACAUGAUAUUUUCAUUACUUUAAAACACUUUCAUUUUUUGGUGUUACUGUUCCUUUAAAUAUGUGACUAUAUGAAUGUUUCAAAUGCUUACACCAGCCAAAUGCUCUUUCCACUCCUGCAUUCUUCUCCUGCCAUCAAUCAUCCAAAACAGCUCAGUUUACCUCAGUGUACCACCCACUUGAGCAGUCUUUUAACAUUAUUUAAAGUGAAAAUGAAACUAAAGUCAGCCGGAUCCUGGCUCAUCUUGCUGCAGCAAUUCUAUAAAACCUCUGGAUCAUUAAAAGAAUCAUUAGUUUGUUUCCUCUUUCUGAAGAAAAGCAUGCCUGCCCUGGGACUUCAAUUAAUCUUUGGCAAAGGAAAUUCUACUGGGAUAAAAGUCUUGGGAUUCUACACCUCCUGACUUCUUUUAUUUAACACCCCAGUAUUUCCUUUCUACUCUCAUUUUUACUGGAAGCUGCUGCUAAAUCUUAAUGUGGGUACAUUUCUGCUGCUAUUUUUAAUGCUUCUACUGUUUGGAGCAAUUUCUUGUUGGAAUUUAUAAAUCAACUUUUGUUUGACUCGUACACAUGUUUAAUCAGCCGAUUCUGGGUAUAUGUAAUUUCAUUUCAAAUAUAAAAAGCAUAUUUAAUUACAAUUUUUAAUAUAUUAUAGACUUUUUCUAAGACUCAUGAUCAUAUAAUGUGCUGUAUUUAUAUUUUAUGCACAACCAGACUGCUUUUUAGAUUUUCUAUUUUAGUUGCUAAAAACACUCAGACAGACCUUUUUCAAGAAUAUUUUUGCAAGAUAUUAUCUAGGACAUAUCGUUUUUAUUUUUGUACUUGCAAUUUCUAAGUAUGAAGGACGGACAUAAAGAUAUAACUAAAAUGAAGAGAUCAUUGGACACAAAGCAUGAGACAUGUUUGCCUAAUAAUUGUGAUAUAGACGCAGAUAUAACUAAGCUCAAGAAAAGAGAGCGGAAUCGAGUAUCAGCUUACAAGAGUCGGAAAAAACACACCAAUCGAGCAGAUAUACUACAUCAGGAAUAUGAGAAAUUAGAGAAAGAAAAUGCAGCACUAUGCAAGGAAAUUCAGAGUUUGCAAAAGGAACAACUGCAUCUGACUAAAGUCUUAGAGGAGCAUGAACCAGCGUGCUUGCUGCUCACCACAGAAAUCAUGUUGGAGCUGCUACAGCAACCGGACCUUUGGUCCCCAUCAGAUAAUGAGUUUCCCUUCAUUCAAUAACCGUGAAAAGACUAAACAAUUUACCUAACUGCAGUAAAGCACCAAUAAUGUAGCCCAAGCCCUUCACCCUGUAUUGAUGCAUCUACUCUUGACUUUGUGCCAUCAUAGCCAGGCUGAAGAUAGUGAUAUUGUUCUUCCUUUGGUCCAGUUGUACGGAUUCCGAUUUAUUUUUCAAAAAGGAAAAAGAAAAUGUUUCCAUUAAAGUGACGGUGAACAUGCAGUGGAUCAUUGAGGAGGAGAAAGUACCUAAACAGUUAAAAUGCUGCAGAUGUCAAUCAUCCUCAAGGACCUUUUACUGGCUACUGCUACAGAACCAAAAUAUAAACAGCCACACUCUAAGAGGCAAAUUUACUAAAGGGCGAAGUGGCCGUCACUAGAGAAAAUUUGCCAGAAAUACCAUUCGCAGGGACAUCGAUAAUUCACUAAUAGAGCAUCGCUAACUAAGUUUCGUGCCCUUUCACCAAGCGCAUUUUCGCUCAGACGAACGAUCGUUACUCCACAAAUUCACUAAAGUGCAAAUUUUCCAUUACGUUACUCUUUUCACCAGAGUUUUCCAGAGUUUAUACCUGGCAAAUUGAUAAGAUUAGGCUACAUCCUCCUUUAUCUUAUGUCAGUGACGUCAUAUCCUGAAUGCCGAAAAGUUAUAAAAAUGAAAUAAAAUGCUGGCGUUUUUUU
Xenopus laevis (African clawed frog) is the source of this 1898-nucleotide messenger RNA. RefSeq names its product basic leucine zipper transcriptional factor ATF-like 3 (gene batf2.L). Lineage: Eukaryota; Metazoa; Chordata; Amphibia; Anura; Pipidae. The transcript has 3 exons. The record is from RefSeq and is a predicted model, not a curated record. Bases 837 to 1223 code for a protein of 128 amino acids.